GUUUAAUUCAUGCUGAUAAGGUGACUUCCUCUGUUUCACAAAGGAUAAGUAAGAGAGAGAAGUUCAAUACUCAUUAACUUGUACCCUUCAAGAGAGAACUCUAAUGGCGACAUUUUCAAUGGUCUCUAAUGGAGUUGGAGGAGCCAUUAUUAAUCGAACUCCUCUCGCUUCCCUUACUUUUCUCACUGGUUCUAAAAAACCCACCACAACUGUUUCCUUUAAUGCCCCUUUAACUCGUUCUGGGUUACUGCAUUGCUCUUUCUUGGCUCCCUCUUCUUCACUCUCUUCCUCCUUCUCAGGAUUGUCAUUGGGAUUGGACUUGGCAUCAAACAACGGAGUGAGUGUUGAUAGAUGCCGUAGGCUAGUGGUUAGGGCUGGCAAGGCAGCUCUAUGCCAAACUAAGAGGAACCGAUCAAGGAAGUCACUGGCUCGAACACAUGGUUUUCGGAUGCGAAUGAGCACCACUAGUGGAAGGGCUGUGCUAAAGCGUAGACGUGCCAAGGGACGCAAAGUUCUCUGCACCAAGACUAACCCAAGCAGCGGGAAACGAGUCAGUACUUAAAGUAUGAUUGUUGGAGGAUGUAUAUUUUUGUGUUGUAAGCUUAAUUUGAUGUUAAAUUAUUCCCUGUAAACUUUCCGAAUAUGAAGUCUUUUUUGUCUGAGAUCAUCGUCAGAAAAGAGUCUUUUGGUUCAAAAA
Molecule: messenger RNA, 697 nt
Organism: Amaranthus tricolor (Joseph's coat)
Lineage: Eukaryota; Viridiplantae; Streptophyta; Magnoliopsida; Caryophyllales; Amaranthaceae
Product: 50S ribosomal protein L34, chloroplastic
Exons: 2
Coding region: 104-562 (152 amino acids)
Biological process (GO): translation
Cellular component (GO): mitochondrial large ribosomal subunit; ribosome
Molecular function (GO): structural constituent of ribosome
Source: RefSeq, a predicted model, not a curated record